This is a messenger RNA of Amborella trichopoda, 1051 nucleotides long. RefSeq names its product protein LURP-one-related 8. The record is from RefSeq and is a predicted model, not a curated record. NCBI's taxonomy places the organism in Eukaryota, Viridiplantae, Streptophyta, Magnoliopsida, Amborellales, Amborellaceae.
UUCACUUCUCAUUGUUCUUGUGGUCUUCUAUCCAUGGUGCAAAGAAUGAAAAAAUUGGCGAACUUAUGGCGUUCUAGAAGCGAGCUGCCGGCCCCGAAGAUGUCGAGAAUGGCGUUUUUGAGGCCUUCUAGAAGCGAACCAGUAGGGCAAAUGCUACAAAAUAUGGCGUCUGUGUGGCCUUCAGAAAUCGAGCCGUGUAUAGUCUUCCCUAGUUUCUCCUCCCCCUCGGUAGAAUCUCUCACAGUCUGGACCAAAUCCCUCGUCUUCAACGGCCAUGGCUACACUGUUUAUGACUGCGAGGGCCGGAUGGUGUUUAGAGUCGAGAAUUACUGCAACUCGAGAGAUCAUCCUGUUUUUCUGAUGGACUCUGCUGGCAAUGUGCUGCUAACCAUCCGGCGCAAGAAAUUGAGCCUACUUGAAAGCUGGGAAGCAUAUAGAGGGGACACUUUGGGAUCACGCAAAAUGCAAGAGAAGCCCCUGUUUAGAGCUACAAAGGCUCUUUUGUCCUCCCAUUUAAGCACCGGAGAGAUCGAUGGAUCAAUAAAUUUUCGACUGAGUUCUUCAAGAGAGAAAGGCUGGUCUAAAAUCCAUUGCAAUUCUGGUGCACUUGUAGCCGAGGUAAAAAGGAAGCAUGCAGGAGUGGGGGAUGUGUGGCUGGGAGAAGACGUGUUGAACCUCAAAAUACAACCCGGAAUGGAUCAAGCAAUCGUCAUGGCCCUAUUUAUAAUCCAUCACGCAAUUUGACACCAAACAUUCACUCACAAGUUAAAUCAAAUUCAAAUACUUUUCUUUUGUGAAGAAAGAAGCUUCCUUUUCCUAAGUGACAAAAAGGUCUCUCUCUCUCUCUCAAAUUCCUUGUAUCAUAGUAGGUAGUCAGGGUGGUGGGGCGCCACUACAUGAGUCUUGGGUUCCAUUCUUACCGUGUACAAAUACCCAUCCCUAUUGAACUGCCCCAAAGAAAAGAAAUUUCUUGUAUCAUUGGACAAUUUAUUCUCUUAUUUUAAAAGAAAGGGGAGAAAACCCCUACAAGGGAAAUCCCGAAAUUUGAUAA